CUGAUUUUUCAAAACUCAAUUCAACUACCUAUUCAACGCACACCAAUUUCUAAUUUGAAUUUUUAUUUCAAAGAUAAAAGCUGGAGGUGUGGACUGGAUUUAUUUAAAAAGUAUUUUUGCUUUCGAAUAGUGUUAGUGUAUAACUGUGGCAAAGAAAAGAUGGCUCAACAGGUAGCGGUGCCGCCUAAGGAACGAUACAUCCCCAAUGGGCUCAAGUUUGCCUUCGGUGGACUUGCCGGAAUGGCAGCCACAUGUGUAGUCCAGCCAUUGGAUUUAAUAAAAACUCGUAUGCAGUUGAGUGGCGGUGGCCGCACAUCCUUUGCAGUGGCCGGGGAGAUUAUUGCCAGGGAGGGGUUCUUCUCUCUGUACACAGGGCUCUCCGCAGGGCUGCUGAGGCAGGCUACAUAUACUACCACGCGACUUGGGAUCUAUAAUCUACUGUUUGAUUCAUAUAGAGAACGCAAUGAGGGUGCCGCACCAGGAUUUGCCGUCAAAAUGUUCUUGGGUAUCACAGCCGGUUCCGUAGGUGCCUUCGUAGGCACGCCUGCUGAGGUUGCGUUAAUUCGAAUGACUGCUGAUGGCAGACUACCAAAGGAGCAACGUAGAAACUACAAAAAUGUUAUGGAUGCACUGAUCAGGAUAGUACGCGAGGAAGGUGUGUUAAAGUUGUGGCGUGGGGCCAUGCCCACUGUUGGGCGCGCUAUGGUGGUCAACGCGGCGCAGCUUAGCACUUACUCACAGGCUAGAGAAAUGUUCGUAGGAUACGUGCCUGAUGGUAUUACGCUGCACUUCUGUGCGUCCAUGGUGUCCGGUCUCGUCACCACCAUCGCCUCCAUGCCUGUUGACAUCAUCAAGACAAGAAUCCAAAAUGCGGCUAAGGGUCAAUCCCAACUGACGGUUGUGACGAGCCUCCUCAAGAAUGAGGGCGUAUUCUCUCUAUGGAAAGGCUUCCUGCCGUACUAUGCGCGCCUCGGGCCUCACACCGUGCUCACGUUCAUCUUUCUCGAGCAGAUGAACUCCGCGUACUUCAAGUACACGUAGAUCGAGAUGGAUGUACACCGCUUCAAAGUUCAAACACUUAGACAAGACUUAGGCUAAGCUUAGACU
This is a messenger RNA of Maniola jurtina (meadow brown), 1107 nucleotides long. Its product is annotated as mitochondrial 2-oxoglutarate/malate carrier protein-like. Gene Ontology annotation, molecular function: sulfate transmembrane transporter activity; succinate transmembrane transporter activity; malate transmembrane transporter activity. Bases 160 to 1041 code for a protein of 293 amino acids. The record is from RefSeq and is a predicted model, not a curated record. Gene Ontology annotation, biological process: thiosulfate transport; phosphate ion transmembrane transport; oxaloacetate transport. The transcript has 8 exons. Lineage: Eukaryota; Metazoa; Arthropoda; Insecta; Lepidoptera; Nymphalidae.